UCACCGUGUUAAGCGAUUUUCGUUUAAAUUAUUUUUCGGCAGGCUAUGAGGUUGGUUACAGAAAAAAAUAGGUUAUUAUACUCAGAUUCAGAACAAGUUAUAUUAUAAAUACUUUUUACCGUUCCUUGAAGGUAUCGAAUUUUUUGUCCCAUCUAUUAUGUAACAUUAUAUAGAAAAUACUUAGCAUGCGAUGGUUUUACGCACUCUCGUGAAAUUUACCCCAUCUUGUCUGAGAACCAUAAAAUGCUACUUGUUCUGUUGCACAAAAAGAUGCAAUUACGUCGUCACGGUUAGUGCGACGAACGCGUGUGCCUUGUACAAGAGGAAUUCUUUCGAUCCUGAGCACGUUACGGUUUGGUUAGCAGUAAAUACGCGUGCGUAACGUAAAACCAAUUCGGCUAACACUUUACAACCAACGUCAUAACCUACCUGAACUGUUUUUCAGUCUACCGACAGUUUCCAGAACAACGUUGACGGUGACAAACGUGAAUCGGUUGACACUGUCUUUCCGUUCCGAAGGAUUUGAUGUAAGUGAUCACGGCAAGGUAUGUUUCGCAUCCCAAAAACAAUGCCUGUGACUACAACAGUCACAAAGAAGCCAAAGCAAAUGCAAGUUUGUUUAUAUGCAUCUUAUGAAUGCUCACAGCCUUGUCUUGAGGGAUACAAUUAUUGUGCCAAGCAUAUCCUGGAAGAUACAAAUGCACCUUACAAACAAUGUGGUUUCGUGUACAAUACUAAUGGCAGGAAAUGCCAGAACCCAGCACCAAAGUUAGACAGAAGGGAUAUUUCAUAUUGUUCUGAGCACACUAGAAAGGCCCAGAUUGCGCGCAUUAAGUCAACAUCACGUCAUGCAUUGCCACAGACACCUGAAAUGCUUUUACUCAAUUUAAGUCACUAUGUUAAGCCAACUGAUUCCAGUACAGAAGAUACUGAAGAUGAAGAAGGGAAAGUCAAAGCAUUAGAUCCCUUCACUGAGGUAGAUGCAACUAAGGUAAAUGCAAGUGGAUGUGAUAUUUUGGAUUAUGCAAGUUCUUCGGACAGUGAUGUUGAGCCUACUGUAGUAAACGAUACAUUAAGAGGAAGUUAUCUAGAUGAUAGUGAUAAUGAAAGUUUGUAUAGCGCACAAGAAGAUCCCUUAAAUAUUAAUUUUUUAAGGCAUGCAGGAAUUUUUACUGCUGAGGAGGUGAUAUAUAUUGCGAGAGAAAAAUUGAUACGAUUACAGUCACUUUAUAUAGAUCAAUACAGAAGACUGCAGUACACAUUGAAAGAAAAGAGACGAAAAUAUUUGCAUGGUCUUAAAAAGGAAAAGGAAACCUUGUGUGCCAUACAUGAUCAACCAAAGGAAACUGCAAAAGAAAAGAAAAUGUAUGAGAAAUUAAAAGCUUUAAAUCGAUAUCACAGAAGAAGUGGAGUCGAGGCUAUUCUAUAUAGAAAAUCAUUAGAGCGCAGAGCACAGGCAACUGAAGGGCCUGCACAAAAAAUUCCUAGUAUAUCAAAAUGUAUAUUCACAGAAGGAGGAGUGAAAUGCGGAGAAAGAACUCUUCCUGCUGCAAAGCAUUGUCGUAAACAUAUUCUUAAAGAUCAACAUCAAGUUUUAUUCAAAGCUUGUGGUGCUGUUAGAGCAGAUAUAGAAUGCCAUGAGCCAGUACCUGUGAUUUUUGAUACAAAUUGUGUUUUCCAUAUGAACUUACCAUCUGAAUGUAAACUAGAAUCCAUGAAGUUUAAGGAAAUAAAGCCGGAAGUGCCAGAGAUGUCGAUAACAGAUAGUCAGUCCAUGGAGAUCGACGUAGUGGGUGAAAUGCAAGAAAUUGAUCCAGAUGAUGACAUGGCUGGGUUAAUGAGAGAAAUGAGCGAUGCUGCUCACAUAAAGCCAGUGUUUAAUGAAAGCUUAAAUAGCGAAGCUAGCACGGACACUGCGUUUAGUUUAUCAGCACAGAUGAGUGAUAAAGAUGACCUCGUUUCUGUAUGACAUAUUUUUCUAUGAUCUCACAGCUCACAAUUGAUAUCUGUUGUUACAUAACUUUGAUAAAGUUACUUGGAUAACAUCGUAUUACUUAACAAUAUUGAAAUACGUAAUGAGUGAAAAGUUGUAUUACAAUUAUUUAUUGAUUGUUUAAACGCUGGACAAAUAUUUUGAAUAGAUGAUACAUAUUAUAUGACAACAGAAACCAUUCGUGUAUGUUAUAUUUGUUAAGUACUUCAUUUGUAAAUAUGUCACUCACUAAGAUCCUUUUACUAAUCAAUUUGAAGAAAUAAAAAGGAUAAUCGUUUGUAAACUUUU
This is a messenger RNA of Megalopta genalis, 2281 nucleotides long. RefSeq names its product KAT8 regulatory NSL complex subunit dim gamma-tubulin 1 (gene dgt1). Gene Ontology annotation, cellular component: NSL complex. NCBI's taxonomy places the organism in Eukaryota, Metazoa, Arthropoda, Insecta, Hymenoptera, Halictidae. The record is from RefSeq and is a predicted model, not a curated record.